AUGUCGAGCAACAACGCAGCAGACAAGGCCAGAGAGACGGCCGACCAAGCAAAGGACUUCGCAGAGCAAGGAAAGCAGACCUUCCUUGAAAAGUUGAAGGAAGAUGGCGUCGUCAAUCCACAAGGUCUGAGCAAGUUCGCCUUCGGCGGCCUCUUCCUCGCCGCCGUACCCGUAACAUCUUGGAUCGCCCAACCCAAUGGUCUCCUCGAGAAAGCAGUCAACGGCGUCGUCAGCAGCGUCGCCUUCCUCGGCUCAGCAGGCUCCACAAGCAGCGUCGCGCAGACCGGCAAGAUCGCAGCUCUCGGUGCGCUCUACGUGACAGUCACCUACGCGAUCUCAGGAGCCGGUAGUGCUGCAGGUGCCGAUGCGGGUAACGAAGGCGGUAGAGACAACAACCACCCACGUGCGCAGACUCAAAAUCUGAAGGGUCUGCCAUUGAGGCUGCAUUCGGCGCAUUACAACUUGAUGGAGAUGUUCCCGGGUUGGGCGAUCAGUGCUGCUCUCGCUCAGGCUAUGGCUCCGGGAGACCAGACUUUGAUCAACCUCUUGGGUCUGCAUGUGUUAAGCAAGGUCUUUGUCUACUACCCGUCCUACCUGUUCAACAUCGGUCUUCCACGAACACUCUCGCACGUUGUGGCAACCGCCAGUGUCAUCAAUGUGGCGCUGAGACUCUCCAAGAAGCCAAUUCUCUAG
Messenger RNA from Zasmidium cellare ATCC 36951, 693 nucleotides. RefSeq lists its product as uncharacterized. NCBI's taxonomy places the organism in Eukaryota, Fungi, Ascomycota, Dothideomycetes, Mycosphaerellales, Mycosphaerellaceae. The record is from RefSeq and is a predicted model, not a curated record. The coding region runs from base 1 to 693 and encodes 230 amino acids. Gene Ontology annotation, cellular component: membrane. The transcript has 3 exons.